UGUUUGAUUUACAGCCUGUUUACUUUGGGAGAUAUACAAUUUACUAGCAUCAAAGUUCAGAUUUAAACCCAGCAAUUCGCUUUAUUCUAGCUAUUCAACGUAUUCCUCUCUACACAGUGGCCUGGAGCUUCUGACCUGUCACAAUGAAGCUCCUAUUUCAUUUGUUUGUUCUCUCUUUCGUCAUAACAUCUGCAUUUUGUGGGAUCAAAGACUUCGAAAAGCACUUUGAAAGUGUUAAUCAAGCUAUAAAUCCCCGUGCACCCCAAGAAAAUGAAACCCACGAUAUGCCUAAUUUUCCACCAGAGUUCCAUAAGGAAAAUACUAUAACCAAUGACUUGAUUGCUGAGGAAGAAGAGGAGGAAGACUAUCUAGAUUGGGAAAAGAUACUUGAUGAGGAUUAUUAUGGUGACAUAAUUGAUGCUUCUCCAUAUCCCUAUAUGGUUGCUGAAAUUCCGCAAGGAAAUAUUCUUGAGCUAUUCCAUGGUAAAACCAGAAUCCAGCGUCUCAACAUCCUCAAUGCAAACUUUGGCUUCAACCUUUAUCGGAGUCUGAAGGACAGAGCCAAUUCUUCAGAUAACAUUCUGAUGGCUCCUGUUGGUAUUUCCACUGCAAUGGCUAUGAUUUCAUUAGGGCUGAAGGGACAAACACACCAGGAAGUAUUCUCUGUUCUAGGCUUCAGAGAUUUCAUUAACGCCAGCUCCAAGUAUGAGAUGAUGACAGUUCACAACCUCUUCCGUAAACUAACUCACCGGCUCUUCAGACGCAAUUUCGGUUACACACUGCGAUCAGUGAAUGAUCUUUAUAUUCGGAAGCAAUUUUCUAUUGUGGAUGAUUUCAAAAACAACAUGAAAAAUUAUUACUUUGCUGAGGCUCAAUCAUCUGACUUCUCAGACCCUGCCUUCAUCACUAAAACCAAUGAGCGCAUCCUGAAACUGACCAAAGGAUUAAUAAAAGAAGCUCUGGUGAACAUCAACCCCACAACACUGAUGAUGAUUCUCAACUGUAUUUACUUUAAAGGAACUUGGGAAAACAAGUUUCCAGUGGAAAUGACAAACAAACGGACCUUCCGACUGAAUGAGAAAGAAACAAUAAAGGUUCCUAUGAUGCAGACCAAAGGAAACUUCCUGGCUGCUGCAGACCAUGAGCUAGACUGUGGUGUGCUCCACCUGCCAUAUGUGGGGAACAUCAGCAUGCUGAUUGUGCUUCCAAACAAACUAUCUGGCAUGAAAGCACUGGAGAAGCAACUGACCCCUCAGAUGGUGGAGAAAUGGCAAAAGAGCAUGACAAACAGAACAAGAGAGGUAGUUCUGCCUAAAUUUAAGCUGGAGAAGAACUAUGACCUGACUGAUUAUCUGAAAUCCAUGGGAUUGGAAACACUGUUUGACAACAAUGGCGACUAUUCUGGAAUAUCAGAUGAGAAAGUCAUCAUUGAUAUGUUCAAUCACCAAGGCACGAUUACUGUGAACGAGGAAGGCACAGAGGCUGCAGCUGUGACCACGGUAGGGUUCAUGCCCCUUUCCACUCAGAUUCGCUUCAUCGUUGACCGUCCCUUUCUGUUUCUCAUCUACGAGCAUCGCACCAACUGCCUGCUGUUCAUGGGCAGAGUCGCCAACCCCAGCAAGUUUUAAAAACAGAGGAGUGCUCUCAUAUCCAGGUUGUAUCAUUACAUUUUAGUAUAGCUAUUUUUGAAAGGAAGUUUUUACAAGACCAUUCGUGUAUAUAUAUCAAUAUAUAUAUGAAUGGACUCACAGCAGUAGAUGAUAUGACUGCAAUUUAUAAAGAUCAAUGCCAGGCACUGAUAUACCUGUAUUAAAAAUCUCAUUUAAUAACUUACAUAGUGUUAUAUUCAAUGUAUUGAACUUAACCAGCAAAUAAAACAUUAGACCAAGAUUUUUAAAAGUGGAUGUCUACAGUUAAUUUCUUAAAUCUGUAUUUAGACACUUACAAACAGGCAGGCCUAAGGAAGUGCUGAACACCUUGCAGUUCUGGUACCUAAAUAUAGAAUUAGGGAUCUAACUAGGUAUCCAUUUUGAAAAUCUUGCCCUCAGAACCUGAUUCUGCCCUCUGAUAUCUCAUAGACCAAAUUCAGCCUAGAGGAAACUGGCACAAUUCCCAGGGAAGUCCCAGCCAAACUCAGCAGCAAUCUAAAUGGAGGUAUAAACAGUGAAGUAGAGAAACUUGUACUGAUUUCACAUUCAACAGGUUUAUAAAACAUGAAACUUACAAACCAAUGAGGCAGAAAAGAGGGAUUGUAGGAAAAGUAAGGUACCAUUAGGUCUGGUUUUGAUUUCAUACCAGUUCUACAUUGGCAUGGCGCCAAUGAUUUCAAUAGUUACUCCUGAUUUCCAGUGUGAAAUCAGAGUCAGGCCAAAUGGGUAAUUUAUACCACUGUAAACUGUCACCAAUUUAGCCAAUUGUGUGUAGACACACAUCUGUGAGGGGGAUAAGGUCCAUAACACAGCUUAUAUACAAAAAGGCAUUUUAUAUAAAUGAAGUAGACAGGGAAAAACUCCCUCCCCGCCCCCAUAUCCUCAAUACCCGAAGUCCUACAUUUUCUAUCACAUUUUAUUUUCUCCAUUUCUUUACAGAAAACAUUUAUAUAAACAAAGCAUUUAGGCAGAAAAUAGGGGCCCUAAAGCUCACCUCAGGCUAAAUCUAAUGCAAUUUAGUGCAAAAAACUUGAUAAAAAAAUAAUAAACUACUGGUAACUUUUUCAGACUUUACAGUAGGAACAUAAACACUGUCUAAUUAUUCUCAUCAUCCACGUAGACGCAACGUACUUCCAUUCUAAAAUGCUACAAUUUGACAGGAGGAACAAAUUUACACUUGUUCUACGAACUGUCAAGAUAAGUACACUGACAACACAUGUAUUCACAUUUCAAACCUUCCCUUUUCUCUGUGCCUUCUAAAGAAUUCAUAUUGUAGUCUCACAAGUUUACUGCAUUAUUUGGAAUAUCUAAUAUUAUACAAAAUCUAAGUGUUUUCAAUAUUAAACUUUCCUUUGCAUAUUUUCUUUGGUAGCAUAAGAGAAAACAAACAAUAGUACUUUUGUGGAUUUACAAGUCUUUAAUGAAGUCUUUAAAAUGCAAUUUGUAGUUGAUCCUGUUUUGCUUUUAUACAGUAUGUCAUUUUCAAUUUUGUGCCCAACCAUAAAUGAAGCUGUUUAAACAUUCAAGUAAAUGAAAAAUACCUAUUGUAUAGGAAAUAGCAUGGCGAAGAGCUGAUAUCAAAUAAUUAUUCUACUCAAUAAAUAGUUUUUCCUUUUUCAA
Messenger RNA from Mauremys mutica (yellowpond turtle), 3269 nucleotides. It is a transcript of the gene SERPIND1, whose product is annotated as serpin family D member 1. The record is from RefSeq and is a predicted model, not a curated record. Gene Ontology annotation, biological process: negative regulation of endopeptidase activity; blood coagulation. Bases 144 to 1628 code for a protein of 494 amino acids. Gene Ontology annotation, molecular function: serine-type endopeptidase inhibitor activity. The transcript is spliced from 5 exons. Lineage: Eukaryota; Metazoa; Chordata; Testudines; Geoemydidae.